AUGGGCAUGAAGAAGCGACCGAGGUCUUCGUCGACCGCGCAAGGCGCUCCCGCUAGCGCCCGCAAUGGCACCGCGGGUACCGCGGGCGCCAUAUCGAGGGGCAGCCGCGGCUCAUCGCUUCCCUGUACACCGCCGGACAGACCAGACUCCAGACCCGGCGGCCCCGCGCAACCCGAGGCGAUGGGCGACUUGAACGCGGACCCACGAGAAGGCAGCCCUCUCUGUUCACCACGCGGACGCGGAAAACCCAAGAACGAGUCGCUGAAGACCACCGCUCCUAAGACCGCUGGCCAGGCGGAAGCCGACCCCACCGGCACCCGGGCGUCGGGAACGUCCACCAAGCUGGGCACCGUCAGGUUUCCGACUUCGGUCGGUCACGUCGCCGGCAGCAGCGUGACGCCACUCGACCACGUGCUCGUCUUCGGCCACGGCAAAUUCCAGUGGGUGAUACUGCUCUGCACGCAACUGGCCGUGUUCUGUACCGUGGUCCACGCCGUGACCUUGCCGAGCCUGGCGCGACCCGUGGACCACUGGUGCAGCCCUCCGCCGGCGUACGCCAGCCUGCCGCCCGACUUAUGGAAGAACACCAGCAUCCCCGUCGAGAAGGACGGUUCGUACAGCCGCUGCUUCCGCUACGAGCCACCUUUCUCGGCGCACGAUCGAGACGCCAACUUGUCUUUGGCGGUGGUUCCCUGCGACUCCGGCUGGGACUACGCCGCUUCGCUCCACAGCUCAAUCGUAGCCGAGUGGGACCUGGUGUGCAAUCGAAGUUGGAUGAUGAUAGCCAUGACGGCGAGCUACAUGGGAGGCACGGUGGUCGUCAUGCCCUUCACUGGCAUAGCAGCCGACCGCAUCGGCCGGGCUCCGGUGCUGGUCGGCGCGCUGUUCGUCCUCGUAACGGCCGGCACCCUUCUCGUCUUCUCCACCACGCUGUUCAUGUUCACCACCCUGCGCGUCUUCAUCGCCGCGUCGUCCGGAACCCUGCUCGUCGUGUCCCUGGUGCUGCUCUUCGAGGUGACCGACUCCUCCCGCCGCGUCCUGUACAGCUCCGUCGCCAUCGCCGGCGGAGUCUCGGCCGCCAACGUGUACACGGAGCUGAUGUACAACCUGGUCGACGAAUGGGCGCUCGUCCAAAUAAUCAACAUGCUCCCCGGCGUCCUUCUCGUCGGCGCAGUCUACUUCGUGCAGGAGUCGCCCAACUGGCUCCUGGCCGUGCACCUGAUUGGGCGCCUCUGCAAGGUGGUCGAGGCCGCCGCGCGGACCAACGGCGCAGACCUCGAGCGAGUGGCCAAGCGGCUGGAAAAGCUCCAUGAGGAAGACCGCAGGUCCAGGAAGGACGGCUGCGACACCGAGGGCGCCAACCGGACGUCGCCCCUCGAGGUGGUGACCAAUCCGUCGCUCCGUUCCGAAACGCUGGUCGGGUUCGGCUGCUGGUUUCUGGCGAUGAUCCUGUUCGAUUAUCUCCGGGGCAGCCGAGAGGACCGACCCGUCUACUACACGCAGAUCGCGCUCGAAUGUCCCACCGUGACGGCCAACGUUUUCCUACUGCAGCGCAAGGGACGACGCAUCACCACCGCCGUCAGCAUGAUUGCCCUCGGAUUUCUCGUCGCGGCGCUCGGUGCCUUCUCCCUCUUUUUUCCGGAUCCUUCGGAUGCUGAUGAACUGGCGCGCCACCUGGAGACCGCGGUACGCGUGGUUGCACUGCUGGCCGUCGACACGGUCACCGUCAGCCUGUCCGUCAUCACGAUCGAGAUGUACCCGACCGUCCUGAGGGGCAGCGGUCUGUCCUUCGCGUACGUUUGCGGUCGGCUGGGCGCCGUCACCAUGACCUUCGCGAGUUCGAGCUCCCGGCGAGGUCGCGCCGUCGAACUCGCCGUCGUCUCCCUGCUCCUGGUGGUGUUCGGCGCUCUGGUGCUGGUCGCGAUGCCCGAGACAACCAAGAUCCACGCCACCAACAUGCCUCGCAACGUGGAGUGGCGAAACAAGGAGGAGGACAAGUGGAAGCUCAACGAACCGCUCAGGGUCGCUCGAGACAGGCGGGCAUCCAGCGUGGCCAACCUGCGGCGCAAGGGCAGCGGAGCGCAAUUGAAGUCUGCGAGACAGUAA
Messenger RNA from Rhipicephalus sanguineus (brown dog tick), 2106 nucleotides. RefSeq names its product solute carrier family 22 member 7. Gene Ontology annotation, cellular component: membrane. The record is from RefSeq and is a predicted model, not a curated record. Gene Ontology annotation, molecular function: transmembrane transporter activity. Gene Ontology annotation, biological process: transmembrane transport. Lineage: Eukaryota; Metazoa; Arthropoda; Arachnida; Ixodida; Ixodidae. Bases 1 to 2106 code for a protein of 701 amino acids. The transcript has 4 exons.